Molecule: messenger RNA, 927 nt
Organism: Echinops telfairi (small Madagascar hedgehog)
Lineage: Eukaryota; Metazoa; Chordata; Mammalia; Afrosoricida; Tenrecidae
Gene: CDX2
Product: caudal type homeobox 2
Exons: 3
Coding region: 1-927 (308 amino acids)
Biological process (GO): anterior/posterior axis specification; cell differentiation; embryo development
Cellular component (GO): nucleus
Molecular function (GO): DNA-binding transcription factor activity, RNA polymerase II-specific; RNA polymerase II transcription regulatory region sequence-specific DNA binding
Source: RefSeq, a predicted model, not a curated record
AUGUACGUGAGCUACCUCCUGGACAAGGACGUGAGCAUGUACCCCAGUUCCGUGCGCCACUCGGGCGGCCUGAACCUGGCGCCCCAGAACUUCGUCAGCCCCCCGCAGUACCCGGACUACGGAGGCUACCACGUGGCGGCGGCGGCGGCCAACUUGGACAGCGCUCAGUCCCCCGGGUCUUCGUGGCCCGCCGCCUACGGUGCCCCACUCCGCGAGGACUGGAACGGCUACGCGCCAGGGGGCGCCGCGGCCGCCGCCAAUGCCGUGGCGCAUGGCCUCAACGGGGGCUCCCCCGCCGCCGCCAUGGGCUACAGCAGCCCCGCCGACUUCCACCCGCACCACCACCCGCACCACCACGCGCACCACGCGCCCACCGCGCCGCCUUGCGCCUCGGGACUGCUGCAGACGCUCACGCCCGGGCCGCCGCCUCCCGCAGCCCCCUCCGCCGCCGAGCAGCUGUCCCCCGGAGGCCAGCGGCGGAACCUGUGCGAGUGGAUGCGGAAGCCGACGCAGCCGUCCCUUGGGAGCCAAGUGAAAACCCGGACGAAAGACAAAUACAGAGUGGUGUACACGGACCAUCAGCGGCUGGAGCUGGAGAAAGAGUUUCACUACAGCCGCUACAUCACCAUUCGCAGGAAGGCCGAGCUGGCCGCCACGCUGGGGCUCUCCGAGCGGCAGGUUAAAAUUUGGUUCCAGAACCGUCGAGCCAAGGAAAGGAAAAUCAACAAGAAGAAGUUACAGCAGCAGCAGCAGCAGCAGCAGCAGCAGCAGCCACCGCCGCCGUCCCAACAGCCACCACCCCAGCCUCAGCCUGGCCCUCUGAGAAACAUCCCGGAGCCCCUGAGCCCCGUGUCUUCCCUACAGGGUGCGGUCCCUGGGGUUCUGGGACCAGCUGGAGGCGUGCUGAACCCCACUGUCACCCAGUGA